CAAGAACCGUCAGUCGGCAGCGAGAGCUUGUACUAAUCCCUGCGCUUCUCUGGCUCGCAGGUGCUGGAAGCAGGCAUCCUGGACAAAAUAUCCCCGGAGGAGCGCAAGAGGCAGGAGGCAAUGUUUGAGAUCAUCACUUCUGAGUACUCGUACAUGCACAGCCUGAGUGUCCUGGUGUGCCACUUCAUGAGGUCGGAGGAGCUGAAGGAGACCAUGACUCAGACAGAGCACCACCACCUCUUCUCCAACAUUGGCGACAUCCUAGCAGUCAGCACGAGCUUCUUUGAAGACUUAGAAAAGCGACACCAGGAAAACCUCCUAAUGCCUGACAUCAGUGACAUUGUGGAAGAACAUGCCUCGAACCACUUCAAUCCUUAUGUUAGUUACUGCUCCAAUGAAGUCUAUCAGCAGAGGACGCUUCAAAAGCUGCUAGCCACAAACCCCACAUUUAAAGAGGCCUUGAAACAAAUUGAAAGGAAGCCAGAGUGUGGAGGCCUGCCAAUGAUAUCAUUUCUCAUUCUCCCUAUGCAGAGAGUAACACGGCUUCCUCUGCUGUUAGAUACUCUCUGUCAAAAAACAAAAGCAUGCACUGCAGCAUACGGAGCUGCCACCAGAGCUCUGAAAGCCAUCAGCAAGCUGGUUAAGAACUGCAACGAGGGAGCUCGUGCUAUGGAGAGGACAGAGCAGAUGUACACCUUGCAGAAACAGCUCGAGUUUGGAAAAAUGAAGCCUUUUCCAUUGAUUUCUGCUUCCCGCUGGCUGUUGAAGAGAGGGGAACUCUACCAGCUCCUUUCAGAAGAGGCAGGAAUCUUCCGCAAAGGCUCUGGCAGGGUUUGCUACCUCUUUCUGUUCAACGAUGUCCUAAUCAUAACCAAGAAGAAAAGUGAGGAGAGCUACACCGUAAUGAACUAUGCUACACUGGAUCAGAUAACAGUGGAGAAAAUAGAGAACGCAGACCCACCUUCCCCUCCUCCUGGCAAAACAGGGACCAGCGGCACAGCCCGCAGCGCAGUGAGCGGGCACCUCUUCAGAGUGCUCAUGGAAAAGAACAGCGAGGGCAAACGAGAGGAAAUCGUCCUGUCGGCAGAGACUCUGAGUGACCGGGCCCGGUGGAUUGCUGCACUGAUGCACAGAGAAAAGGAAAAACCUGACACCACUCCUAAAGGAGAUCUGAGCCAAGUGGAGAUAACCCGGGCCUACCUGGCUAAACAAACGGAUGAGAUUUCACUACAGCAGGCAGACGUUGUCCUGGUCCUGGGUGAAGAGGAUGGAUGGUGCUGGGGUGAGAGGCUCAGAGAUGGUGAAAGGGGCUGGUUUCCCCAGUCCUGCGCCCGGCAGAUCACCAACCGCAUGGCUGUAGAAUGCAACGUGCGCCGGAUGGAGAGGCUGCGGAUAGAGACAGAUGUGUAGGUUUUGAGCCAGGGAAAGAAGCCUCUGUCCUGACUUGAUUUCAGGGGUCUUCAAGCCUCUGCAGACUGAGCCCACAGCAAGAAGAAACGAGGAGGUCCGUUCUUGAAUUUUGUCUCAAACAGCGAGAGAAGGCAGAUCUUACUGUUCAAUAACGGUCUUUGUAGAAGCAGCAACAGCAGUUAGUUAAUGUGAGACCUGGCAUCCAAGCACUUCUGGCCAACGCUCUGGUAAUCACCUGGCUUCAAGAAGUAGCCAAUGUAUUGGCUCUUGUUCUUAAAAAAUUAAACUUGAAAAGGCUGUGGCUGUGUUCCAGGGUUCAGAGCACUGGCUCGUGUUGCCAUUGGGCCGCUGCUGCACACCUUGCUUUCGAAGACACAUGGCCUAGAGAGAGCACCCCUGAAUCAAGGAUUUUUAGGAAUUUAAAUCUGUAUGCUGGGCUUAUUCCUUGACACAAUUUCUCUUCCCUCCUGCCCCUUUUUUUUUCCUGAAAUUAUUCCUGGGUUUUUUGAACACAAUUGUAGCCUCUGCAGGGGAGGUGAUUCCCAGUCUCUUUCAGUCAUUUGCUAAACUAGCAGAUGCCAGAAGCUGGUGCAAUUGAGUCAGUCUCGUGGACUCAGCGCUAGGGCCAGUAAUCCUAUGUUCCAGCCAGAGGGAAGGGCAUUCACACAAGGAGAGCAAACCCAGAAGUAUAAAGAGCAAUGCCACAGUUCCUGGAUGGCCUUUCCAAGCUCCUUACUCCGUCCUUCUUCCUCGCUGCCACACAGCAGCGAAGGGGGAGGAUAGCAGGUGCAUGUGUCCAGAAAGAGCAAGAGGAGAUGUACUCAAGGAGGUUGAAACCUCAGCCUUCCAGCAUGCAGAAGGGUCACUUGUCCUGCUUUUUUGCUCCAGGCAUUAGCCCUUUUCUUUAAUCACUUGUAGGCACUGAGACAGACUGGUUGUUUUGUGGUAGCGGAGUAGUUCGUAUAUGGGGUUUUAAUGGGUCAAAUGCUUAAUUUACUGAGUCUUUCGAAGAUGUGGCAGAAGGCAGGUCCGUGGCGGCUCUGUUGGUCGGUGUGCAUUUCAGAUGCAGCCCUCCUAACCAGAGGGACAUCGCUCCAUGUGAAAAGGAGAUGGUAGUUCUACUGUUCUGAGUAAGGCAGUUCACUUUGCCAUCUUGAUUUGGAUUCUAAAUGGGUAGCAUUGCUCCAAUUGUCCCAUUUCCACUGGACUGUUUAGGGAUUAAUUACACUAACAAUAAAUUCUUGGGUCCUCAUGAAAAGUGUGUCCUUUCUUCUUGCCCCAAAUUAAAUGGAACCCAACAUGAGUAGCACUGGAUCCUGGGCUUAAUAUGUUAGUGAUGUGGGAUGUCCUCGAGAACUACAGCGCCAGUCUGAAGGAAGCCAAGGACUUGGAUCUUUCCUGCUGCCACUGCUCCAGGGAAAGCUUCCUUCGGGUGGCAGAAUCUUUCUAGCCUCUACUUGUUCUCGACAUGUGCAUGUCUUGAAACAGCUUUCAAAAUCGAUGAUUGCUUUUGUUUAAAAAAAAAGACUAAAACAAGAACUAAGCAUCUGCUAUAAACUGCAACAUGUUUCAAGUGUAAUUGAAUGAGAGCUACAAAAUAAAUAGAAAUUCAGUCA
Molecule: messenger RNA, 3026 nt
Organism: Struthio camelus australis
Lineage: Eukaryota; Metazoa; Chordata; Aves; Struthioniformes; Struthionidae
Source: RefSeq, a predicted model, not a curated record